AGCAGCCAACCGGACUUUUUUGCUCCCCCAGCGUUUUGGGAUUGAACAGAACGUAUCGAUCCUUGUGUGCGAUUCUCCAAUUGCUGAGGCACAAAACCUGCCCAUGCAGCUGCAGACCUCCCAAUGCGAGGAUGUCUGCAUCUAGCCAGCUGGCUGAGCGCAGCGCCCAGACACUCCGCCGCUGCGAACUUCCUCGGACCCCGACUCAGUCUUUAUAGGCAGACCACUCGGUUCUUCGCCAAUUCAGCGACAUGGAGGAAGGCUGCGUCCUCGAGAGAGGUUACGGAUCUAGAGAGACGAAUCUCAGAUAUUCCAAUCGAACGUUACCGGAACUUUUGCAUCGUCGCACACGUGGACCAUGGCAAGAGUACGCUCUCCGAUCGAUUACUUGAAUUGACGGGCACGAUUCAACCCGGCUCGAAUAAACAGGUUCUAGACAAAUUGGACGUGGAACGCGAGCGAGGCAUUACAGUGAAGGCACAGACGUGCACGAUGAUCUACAACCACCAGGGGAAGGACUACCUGUUACAUUUGGUCGAUACACCGGGGCAUGUGGACUUCAGGGCAGAAGUAUCGCGCAGUUACGCCAGUUGUGGGGGAGCUUUGCUCUUGGUGGACGCCAGUCAAGGUGUCCAGGCACAAACGGUCGCAAAUUUCUAUCUGGCAUUUGCUCAGGGUCUUGAGUUGAUUCCAGUGGUCAACAAGGUGGAUCUACCGUCCGCAGACCCAGAACGCGCUCUUGAGCAAAUGAAGAACUCAUUUGAGCUGGAUACAGAUAUUGCGGUCAUGGUAUCAGCAAAAACAGGAUUGAAUGUGGAACAGCUACUUCCCACAGUGAUUGAGAAAAUCCCAGCCCCCGUUGGCGACCACAAAAAUCCGCUUCGAAUGCUCCUCGUCGAUUCCUGGUAUGACACCUACAAAGGUGUGAUUCUGCUUGUGCGUGUAUUUGAUGGCGAGAUCCGCGCCGGCGAUCAGAUCAUCUCCUUCGCAACCGGUAUCAAAUACAUUGUAGGAGAAGUAGGGAUCAUGUAUCCCAACGAGACACCUCAAACUGUCCUCCGCGCUGGUCAGGUCGGAUAUGUCUAUUUCAACCCGGGCAUGAAACGAAGCAAGGAGGCCAAGAUCGGUGAUACCUUAACCAAAGUGGGCUUUGAAAAGAAGGUGGAGCCACUUCCUGGGUUUGAGGAACCCAAGGCCAUGGUCUUCGUAGCCGCAUAUCCUGUUGAUGCGGAUCACUUUGAGCAUCUGGAAGACAGCAUCAACCAACUUGUUCUGAACGAUAGAAGUAUCACUGUUCAGAAAGAGUCCUCCGAGGCCCUCGGUGCAGGUUUCCGUCUCGGAUUUUUGGGCACUCUGCAUUGCUCUGUUUUUGAGGAUCGCCUUCGCCAGGAACACGGUGCUAGCAUCAUUCUCACUCCUCCGUCUGUGCCGAUCAAGAUUGUUUGGAAAGAAGGAAAGGAAGAGAUCAUCACCAGUCCGGCUCGCUUCCCGGAUGAGGAUGACCUUCGUCACAAAGUGCAAGAGAUUCAAGAACCUUACGUGUUAGCCACGUUGACGUUCCCCGAUGAAUACCUUGGCAAGGUCAUGGAAUUGUGUGAGGCGAAUCGCGGUGAGCAGAAAAGCCUCGAGUAUUUUACCUCAAGUCAGGUCAUCCUCAAGUAUGAGCUACCUCUAGCCCAACUCGUUGAUGACUUCUUUGGAAAACUCAAGGGAUCCACCAAGGGCUAUGCGAGUCUGGAUUACGAAGAGUCAGACUGGCGAAAAAGCAAUAUAGUCAAGCUCCAGCUCCUCGUGAACAAAGUUCCUGUGGAUGCUGUCUCGCGUCUUCUCCAUCUGAGUCAGAUCGACAGACUGGGAAAGCAAUGGGUGUCAAAGUUCAAACAGCACGUGGAUCGACAACUGUUCGAAAUCGUCAUCCAAGCUGCAGUGGGCCGCAAAAUUGUGGCUCGAGAGACGAUCAAGCCCUAUCGAAAGGAUGUCUUAGCCAAGCUCCAUGCAAGUGAUGUCUCCCGGCGUCGCAAGCUGCUCGAGAAGCAGAAAGAAGGGCGCAAGAGGCUCCGGGCUGUGGGCAAUGUAGUGAUUGAACACAAGGCAUUCCAGGCCUUCUUGGCCAAAUAGCUGGCCAUUGAUGUCAUGUAUCAAGAAUUUGUGUUAUAUAGAGCAAUCUUCUGUACCAUACCUCUAAUGAAUUGAAAAUCAGCCAUCAGUUAGUUGAUAGACA
Messenger RNA from Penicilliopsis zonata CBS 506.65, 2221 nucleotides. RefSeq lists its product as hypothetical. The transcript has 2 exons. Gene Ontology annotation, molecular function: GTPase activity; GTP binding; mitochondrial ribosome binding. The coding region runs from base 124 to 2118 and encodes 664 amino acids. Gene Ontology annotation, biological process: positive regulation of translation. NCBI's taxonomy places the organism in Eukaryota, Fungi, Ascomycota, Eurotiomycetes, Eurotiales, Aspergillaceae. Gene Ontology annotation, cellular component: mitochondrion. The record is from RefSeq and is a predicted model, not a curated record.